Molecule: messenger RNA, 583 nt
Organism: Gregarina niphandrodes
Lineage: Eukaryota; Apicomplexa; Conoidasida; Eugregarinorida; Gregarinidae
Product: cyclin-dependent kinase regulatory subunit
Exons: 2
Coding region: 1-393 (130 amino acids)
Molecular function (GO): cyclin-dependent protein serine/threonine kinase regulator activity
Source: RefSeq, a predicted model, not a curated record
AUGAAGAAAGCAGGUACAGACAUUCCUAAGAUGCGGCCGAUUUCUGAGGCGUGGGUGCUGGAGAACACCCUUGAGCACCAGACCAUUGAAGGGUCCAUGUUGUACAGCCCUCAGUAUAGCGACCACGAGUUUGUGUACCGUCAUAUAACUGUGCCGCGGAAGAUCAUCAGGAAAGCAAAAGAACUUUUGGUGUCUUACGGGCGCAAAAACAAUGACGGGCCCAGCUACCAUGGCUUGCAGGUGUCUGCGAGACGAGCCAAUGAGCCGUUGUUGCCCUAUGAAGACGUGGUUACACAGCUGUACAUCCACAUGAGUAGUGACUGGAUGUUGUACUUGAUCCAUGAACGAGAUUGCACGUUGUGCUUCCGAAGGCCCCGCCGAGACGGUCAUUAAAGCGCCAGACGUAAGACGGAGUCACCAAGGACUGAAGUGGACGUAUGUAAGGUGGGGUAAUGUAUCUGGGUAUGAAGCUAAUGGUUGAAAGACGGAAGUGCUAAAAAGUCUAUGUUUUCUUCUUGCGAAGCUUCUCGACCUCUUUCUGCCUGAGCUUGUAUUUCUUGGGGUCUCUUUUGGACAUUUUUUG